UCAUGGCAAAUCGAUGUUAAUUUGAAAACUCCAAUGAUAUUGGUGUUUUUUCUAAACUUACAAAUGCAUAUUGUCUUGUUGCACUUGGAGGAAGUGAAAAUUUCUAUUCUGUGUUUGAAUCUGAACUUGGAUUAAGUAUGCCAGUCAUCCAUUGUUCAAUUGGAGGCACAAGAAUUAUUGGAAGAUUGACAGCAGGUAUAUUAUAUUUAUUAAAUAUAAAUAGGAAAUAAAAAUGGAUUAUUGGUACCUAAUACAUGUACUGAUUAAGAACUAAAAUAAAUUAGAAAUUCAUUACCAGAUGAAGUUAAAGUAAUUAUAUAAAUAAAAAAUUAUAGGUUAAAAGAGUUGAAGAGAAAUUAUCUGCAUUAGGUAAUUGUGUGGCUUGUAAUGAUUAUGUUGCUUUGAUACAUUCUGAUUUAGAUAAAGAGACAGAGGAAAUCAUUGCAGAUACUUUAGGAGUUGAAGUAUUUAGAACUACUGUAGCAUAAUAAGUAUUGGUUGGAACUUAUUGUUGUUUUAAUAAUUAAGGAGGAUUAGUACAUCCAUUGACAACAGUAGAAGAAUUAGAUGAAUUAGCUAAUCUAUUAUAAAUACCAUUAUGUGCUGGUACUGUAAACAGAGGUAGUGAUAUCAUAGCAUCUGGUCUUGUUGUUAAUGAUGUUGCUGCAUUUUGUGGUAUAUAUUGAAUUUAAACUUUAUAGGUUUGGAUACUACAUCUACAGAAAUCACAGUGAUUGAGAAAAUUUUCAAAUUGUAAGAUAAAAAUAAGUAAAAUAUGGAAGUGUAAAUUCGUUAAGAUAUGAUGUAAGAAUUGGAAUGAU
Paramecium pentaurelia is the source of this 821-nucleotide messenger RNA. The record is from the annotation of a GenBank genome assembly. Lineage: Eukaryota; Ciliophora; Oligohymenophorea; Peniculida; Parameciidae.